GGGUCUGCCGCUAGAGCACUUGCGAUCGAUCAGUUUGCUACUCGCAGUCGAGCCGUGUGGACGUGAAAUUGUGGAAGCCGGAAAAUUCUCUCGUGACUUGCGUGGAAAUAAAUGUGAUUGCUAAAAGUGGUGAAGUGAUUAUUUUUUUACUGCUCAACUGUGGCCAAGUGACUGUGAGUGGCAUAUAUUCCUGGACCGGAUUCCAAGAAGCAAAAAUAGCGGCUCGUCGCUUAGUUUGCCAGCGAGAAGACAUAAAAGUAACAAUCGAAGGUGUGACAGAAGGAGGGCGUCUAGAGAAUGACUACAGGUGGCAAAGGUUGGCUAACAUGUCGCCAAGUGUUGAACAUCAUGGUCAUUUUCGGCUUUAUGCUGAACUAUGCCCUGCGAGUCAACUUCACCAUUGCAAUCGUAGUGAUGGCAAAAUCGCUGAAGAAUCUCACAACCGGUGGCAUGGACGAAGGUCUACUGGGGAAUGAAACCUCGACAGCCUUGGCUUUGGGUGUGGCCUCGACGACCGAGAUGAGCGCCGUCAACGAGGAGGACAAGUUUGAGUGGGACGCCUAUCAGCAGAAUCUGAUGCUCGGAAGCUUUUUCUGGGGCUACGUGCUGACGGAGCUGCCUGGAGGCCGUCUGGCGGAGAUUGUCGGAGGACGCCGCGUCUUCGGAUAUAGCAUGCUGUUCGCUAGUGUAUUGACUUUGCUUACUCCUAUAGCUGCUUACACCAAUUAUAUUGCGGUAGUUAUAUUGCGAGCUGUUCUAGGCUUUUUCCUGGGAGCAUCCUGGCCGGCGAUUCAUCCGUUGACUGCCGUCUGGAUUCCACCGAUGGAUCGGUCCAAGUUUAUCGCUAACAUGAUGGCUUCAUCACUCGGUGCAGCUAUCACCAUGCCAAUCUGUGGCUAUCUGAUUGCUACCGUUGGAUGGCAGUCGGUGUUCUACUUCACCGGUGGGCUGGCCCUGGUGUGGUCGGUCAUUUGGUUCUUAAUAGUGUUUGAAACUCCGGCUUCUCAUCCACGCAUCUCUGCUGAGGAACUUAACGAGAUCGAAACAGCUAUCAGUGCUGUCUCCAAGGCUAAGAAACCUACGUACGUUCCGUGGAAAUCGAUUAUCACUUCGCCACCGGUCUGGGCAAUCAUCCUGACCCAUGGUGCAUCCGUGUUUGGCUUCUUCACUGUCGUGAACCAGCUGCCAACAUACAUGAAGUACAUCCUGAACUUCAACAUCAAAGAGAAUGGUCUGCUGUCGUCUCUGCCGUACUUUGGCAAAUACGCCAUGGCUGUGAUAUCUUCCCACCUGGCCGAUCAUCUGCGUAAGAACGGAACACUUUCAACCACUGCCACUCGCAAGAUCUUCACUGCUUUCGCUGUCAUGACACCCGGAUUCCUGAUGAUUGUCCAGGUGUACAUGGGCGAAAGCCGUCACUGGGCCGUUGGCAUCUUCACACUGGCUUUGUUCUUGAACGGUGCCGUCACCGCCGGUUACUUGGGCAACGGUUUGGACAUUGCACCGAAUUUCUCCGGCACGAUCUUCGGUAUGGCUAACACACUAUCCUCAUUCGGUGGUUUCGUGUCCGCUUACAUGGUCGGCGUGCUGACUAAUGACAAUCAAACUUAUGGCCAGUGGCAGAUUGUGUUCUGGAUCUUAGCGAUCAUCUAUAUCGUCGGUUCCUCGGCAUACCUCAUCAUGGGCACCGGUGAGUUGCAGCCAUGGAACAAUCCACCGGAGAAGGGCGGCAACAAUUGUGAGACUGAAGAAGGUGUACCAUUGAAUCAGCAAGUCCAAAAUAACAAACAAAUCUCAUCGUCCUAAGAAGGAGUGCGCGUACAGUUAGAAUAUACUGCUGUGGCGGGCAGCUGGAUAUAGGAUCAAUUAUCAGAUGUUAAAACAAGGUCGUGUAGCUUUCCCACCGGAAAUGAUGCGAUCGGUUUUAUAGAACUAGAUACUUAUUUGUUUCUCUGCGAAUCACAACCAUGUCUGCCGAGGACUUGGAAGUGCGGGAUGUAAAUUUUAAUUUGUUUACUUUUUUAAUGCGACACAAAAGAAUGAUAGUUUUAAUUAAUUUGCGUGAGUGAUUUCUUUUACCUUAGAUGAGUACUACUUACAGUAGAUUUCAGAAUGAGACAGGUAGAUUUUCGUGAUUUGCUAUAGCAUUUAAUAAUUUAUUUUGUUAAGAGUGAAUCGAGACGAAAAGCAAAUCAGUGGUAGUAUUUGAGUUUAUUGUGAGUUAUGUUACGUUGCUGUUACAAUGCACAGAUGUUUACAUCGCUCCGAUCGUGCAAUCUUAUUGUUUCGAUCGAAAUCAUCUGUGAACGACCGUAUGGCUGGAUAAACCAUAAGAAUCACAGUGUGUAGAAAAGAGGACCGUUUGAGCGAGAAUGUGAUUCUAUUCGAAAUGUGUGCUAAAUAUCUCACCUCUAUAAGAUAAACACCCCUUUUCUGCAUUCCGUUCGAAACGGAUUUCCCAUACAAACAUUUUUUUUUGUAUGAAAAUUCCGUUUCAAACGGAAUACAGAAUAGGGAUGAAAAUUCAAAGUUCUCGUUCAGAUUUCAAUUGGUACUGCUAGAGUUUUCAUGUUUUAGUGAAGACGGUCGGUAAUUUGCAUUUUGUGAAACUGAAAGUAGUAUCCAAAUGCAAGCUGAUGAGCCUUUAAUUUUGCAAAAAUAAAAACUAGAACAACAGCGAAGAUAAUCAUCGAAAUUCUCUGAUUGUCCCAUGUAAGGAUACAUCCAUUAUGAACCGGAAUUCAAACUUAUAUAAAUAAAUCGCGGGUAGCCAUUUCAAACACGUGCCUUUCUACUGAAAUGGUAUCAGAAGCAGAAAACAAGCCAAGUGCACUUUGAAACUUUACAUAUACCUAUAUACAAUAGAAUAGAACGAUGUGUAUACUCUCAAAUAAUCAAACAGACAAAAAAUGGCCACUUGUCAACAGUUAUUUUUAGGGUCCUUUUAUUUUAUUUACAAUGAUCAAUAGAAAAAAGUAGAAAAGUAUACAAAAGUUUUUAAAUUACUCAAUUUUAACAAACGGAAAUAAAUGUUAGAAACUUG
Molecule: messenger RNA, 3043 nt
Organism: Ochlerotatus camptorhynchus
Lineage: Eukaryota; Metazoa; Arthropoda; Insecta; Diptera; Culicidae
Product: sialin
Exons: 6
Coding region: 298-1806 (502 amino acids)
Biological process (GO): monoatomic anion transport; transmembrane transport
Cellular component (GO): membrane
Molecular function (GO): transmembrane transporter activity
Source: RefSeq, a predicted model, not a curated record